Dermacentor silvarum is the source of this 905-nucleotide messenger RNA. RefSeq lists its product as uncharacterized. Bases 45 to 905 code for a protein of 286 amino acids. The transcript has 3 exons. NCBI's taxonomy places the organism in Eukaryota, Metazoa, Arthropoda, Arachnida, Ixodida, Ixodidae. The record is from RefSeq and is a predicted model, not a curated record.
CUUUUACUUGAUAAAUAUUUUCUUUCUUUUCUUUAGAAGCCGAUAUGCCAGACAGCCUAUCCUCCAUGUACGUGCUCGAAAAAUGUGAUACCAGCUGUCCAAUGGUUCAGCUAUUAAAUGCAAAAAGAAAGCGUGAGGAGCAAGGCGAUCUCGAUCCAGGACCUCUAGAUGUCCAUUACGAGUGGGAGAAGGAACAAAUAAUGUUUCAAAGUUCCACAGACCCCAGUAGCAAACUUCGUGGUGAGGUGGAUGCCUAUUACAAGCUUCAGGUGACAUCUGUGGUGACAUGUAAGACACAGCGCACAACAGCAUGGCACAAGGCAAGAGCAUGCAGGAUAACAUCAACACUGGCUCACAGAAUCCUGCGCCACCGAGGGCCCAACGAAGACCUUGCCGAAAAGAUCAUCAGGCAAAAUCGCAUCACCACAGCUGCCAUGAUUUAUGGCAUCAAGCUAGAACCUGCAGGACGGGCAUGGUUUGCCUAUCACGAAAAUGUUAUAGUUCAUGAGUUGGGAUUUGUUCUCAAGGACAGCCAACCAUGGCUAGGAUGUAGUCCUGAUGGAGUGAUUGAGUGUCCUCACUCAGAAACUGAGCUCCUUGAGAUCAAAUGCCCCUACUCAAAAAGGAGCGGGCAAGAGAAGUUCCUCGAGGGAAAAAGUCUUGCCUACCUUACGACGUCAGGUGGAGCAUGUCACCUUAAGACUUCCCACGAAUACUACACGCAAGUGCAGGUGGCUCUAUAUACACUUGGUCUGAAAGUGUGCAAAUUCUUGGUGUACACUCCCAAAGAGCAACUUCUUGUUGUUGUGAACCGUUGUGAUGAGUUCCUGAGUGAAGCUAUUCCUAAGCUAGAAGAAUUUUAUUUCCAUCACAUGUUGCCAAAGUUAGCACACAGUCAGCAAUAG